Geosmithia morbida is the source of this 2154-nucleotide messenger RNA. RefSeq names its product LMBR1-like membrane protein. NCBI's taxonomy places the organism in Eukaryota, Fungi, Ascomycota, Sordariomycetes, Hypocreales, Bionectriaceae. Gene Ontology annotation, cellular component: membrane. The transcript is spliced from 2 exons. The record is from RefSeq and is a predicted model, not a curated record. The coding region runs from base 1 to 2154 and encodes 717 amino acids.
AUGCUUGACGUUGCGAGCACAGCCUCUCCGGUAGGCUCGGCGACGUUUGCCAUCUUCGCCUUCAUUGCUAUCUCGCUCGUCGUCCUCGCCAUACUGCGCUACUAUCUUCCGCUUCGAACCACGCCCGCCUUUUACCUCGUUCCCAUCUUCUUCGCCCUAUGGCUUCCUGCCAUCGUCAUCGUCCUCGUCCCCAUUGAUCUCGCCUCGAGCGCUACUACCGACGAUGAGGCUACUCGAGGCAUAUGGUUGCCUGAAAGGGUUCUGCUCGUCUCGUGGAGGAUAACAUACUGGCUGACAUUUGUCUUGACUUGGGCCCUCCUUCCCAUCCUCGAGGAAUUUUCCGACGCUGGGUACCGCGAACCGAUGGACAAGCUCAGGUAUUCCCUCCGAGCUAAUGCGCAAUUUAUGGUCAUGAUGCUGGGUGCCGGCUUUGUCGGGCUCAUUUACGUCUUCAUCUCGUACGGUUUCUCCAUUGAAUCGCUCAAGGGUCUCGUCAUGGCCCUGUCCUACGUAUUCGGUUUAGUCCUGGCCAUCUACCUGAUGGGUCACGGGCUAGUGUCCUUACCAAGGCGUCUGAUGCGUAAUGCGAGCAUCACGGGCCGCCUACGUCGUCUGCAGUCUCGUGCGCCCAAACUGUACGAGCGCAUGCAGGAUUCGCUGGUGAGCCUCGAGGAGAUUGAGUACCAGGUAUCAGAGCUUGGGAGACGCAAGGUCGGUUCAGCCGUCGACUUCCGCGACUGGAUCGAGGAGCUGCAGGACUUGGCUAGUGUGACAGACCACCAGGCGCCGCCGGCUAGCAUCGACCCGAGCUCUGGCCGCAUCAUCCCGACGGUGAUUACAGAAAAGUUCCUAGCCGACCUGACGCGUAACUUGAUGCGCGCGCAGUACCAGAGGUCUCGGUACGCCGACGAAUGGAACCGGCUAGUACAGGAGGCGGGUGAGACGCAGACUAUCAUCGACUCGGCAACAUCCAAGAAGCUCGACUUUGGUGACGCCGACCCGCACGCCGGCGCUUGGGAGCGCACCAAGUUCAUCACGCCCUACACGCGCUACCUGUUGCACUACCACAUCCUGCCGUACAUGCAGCUCAUUCUGGGCGUGGUCCUGGCGGGUGCGUCGGCCUGUAUUGUGUGGUCCGAGUUCAUCAAGUUGGCCUUCCCCAAGCUGUCAGUCAUUAGACUGACCGUCAUUCACCACUGGGUCGGCGAGAAGGCGCAGGUUGGCUUUGCCGGGCAAGCCAUCUCGUCGCUGUGGAUUUGCUACAUGUGCACGGCGGCUCUGAUGUCCAUGACCGAAGUCAAGGUGUGGCGCGGCCGUGCCUUGGUCAAGCGCAACACAUCGUACGAGUCGGCCUUUUGGUACGCACUGCAGGUUGCCAAGCUCAGCAUCCCCAUCUCGUACAACUUUCUCACGCUUCUUGCCCCGAGCGUUUACAACAAGACGGUGUUCUACCGCUUCCUCGGCGAGUCUAUUGACUUGACCCCGCUGGGUCGGUGGUUCGACGACCUGUACCCCGCCUUUGUACUGAUCCCUGUACUGGCCGCACUGUUCGGCCUGUACGGGCGUGUCAGGAGGCUUUUCGCGGGCCUGGACGUGGCUGACGACGAGGAGGAAAACCUGACGGGCUACGGAACCGGCUCUUGGCGUGAAGGUCGUGACCUCAUCGAACGGGACCUGCGCGGCAACUCUCUUCUACGUCGCGAGGAGGCCUUCUCGCGGCUCGCGUCAAUCUCCUCGGGGAAUGGCACCCGCUCUGUGCCAACACUAUCGGUCCCCGGCGCGCGCAUCCCGGGAUCGUCCUCAGCCCGCUCGCCAGCUCGUUGGCCCGUCAAUUCGUCAGACAAUAACAGGCCGCGGCCCGGCCAGUCCUCCCGGGCGUCGCCACGCGUCGAUGACCCGGAAGAUGAUGGCUUCUUCUCCAUCCUCGGCCACCGCAUGAAGAACACCUUCGACACGUUCGAAACGCCGCGAUGGAUGCAAGAUUUCGGGCAGGCCAUCAACAAGCCCAAGUGGAUGAGUGGCGACGACGACGACGACGUUGGCUCUUCUCCUGCCCAGCGUUCCGGUCAGAGCGGCAACGACAGUAACAGCAACAGCAACAACAACUCUGACUUUCGACGGUGGUUCGGUGGGGAGAGUCCGAUCCGCUUGUAA